Tachysurus vachellii is the source of this 1897-nucleotide messenger RNA. RefSeq names its product chromosome 12 C8orf82 homolog (gene c12h8orf82). NCBI's taxonomy places the organism in Eukaryota, Metazoa, Chordata, Actinopteri, Siluriformes, Bagridae. The record is from RefSeq and is a predicted model, not a curated record. Bases 214 to 585 code for a protein of 123 amino acids. The transcript has 3 exons.
AAACAAUGUUUACUGUUGAGUUGGCUAUUCUAGUCCAGUCUUGCUUUAAUAUUGCUUACACUGCACGACGUGCUGGUUUGUGGAACUAAUACGCAACGUUUUCAGUUUCCGCCGGAGUUUUAUUAAAGCUGAACCGCGCCGAUUAAAAACAUUCCUGGAUUUUGUUAUUUCCCUUGACAGCGUGUUAUGGUUAGACAGCCGUGUACAAUCUAAAUGAUCUCUAUGUGUAGCGGUAUGACUGUAACUGGGCUAUGUUUUUGGAGAAGCACGAUGAGGGCGAGGACACCGGUCGUGUUUACGAGAGGACAGAGCAGCUACACACAGGGUCAGAGUCCUGAGCCACGUGUUCGUGAAUACUUCUACUAUCUUGAUCAUCAAGGACAGCUCUUUCUCGAUGAUACCAAGGUGAAGAACUUUGUCACGUGUUUUAAAGGGAUGAUGGUGGAGCGUUUGAAGCAGGAAGGGACUUCGCACAGUUCCAAUGAUCUGCUGAAGAUCAAUGUGAAGACGGAUGAUUGCUGGACAGUGCAGGCUUUGAGGCACGCUGGCGAGACACCUGGGUCUUCCAUAUCUUCUGUUUGCUGAAGACUUUGCAUACAUCAUCUUUACAGAUCUUGAGUACAGGCUGAGGAACAGUAGGGAGGGAGGGUGUUAUGGCCGUGUUGUAAGGUAGUCAGAGCGGGAGUGAGGUGUCAGACCAGGCUUUUGUUUUUCAGACCUGCAGUAGAACUCAUUCAGGUCUUUAGAAUGAGUAUAGCUUUUGAUUUAUAUACUGCUUAGUUUGUGUAUCUGUUCACUAGAUUACUAGUCAAACAUUUGCUUGGACCAACUCAUCUUUAUUUGAACAUUUUUCUUAUUUCUUUUACACAUUUUCCAAUAUUAUACAUCAACAUGUUUAUAUUUGGUGGCACGGUGGCUUAGUGGUUAGCACGUUCGCCUCACACCUCCAGGGUCGGGGUUCGAUUCCCGCCUCCACCUUGUGUGUGUGGAGUUUGCAUGUUCUCCCCGUGCCUCGGGGGUUUCCUCCGGGUACUCCGGUUUCCUCCCCCGGUCCAAAGACAUGCAUGGUAGGUUGAUUGGCAUCUCUGGAAAAUUGUCCGUAGUGUGUGAUUGCGUGAGUGAAUGAGAUUGUGUGUGUGCCCUGCGAUGGGUUGGCACUCCGUCCAGGGUGUAUCCUGCCUUGAUGCCCGAUGACGCCUGAGAUAGGCACAGGCUCCCCGUGACCCGGGGUAGUUCGGAUAAGCGGUAGAAGAUGAAUGAAUGAAUGAAUGUUUAUAUUUGACACUCCUAUUAGUAACUGAUUUUUGCCGUGCUGACAUCUUUAACACAAGUUUGGCCAGCUUCAGUACUUAUUUUCUGAUCGGUGCUAACAGAUCCAAGCUGUUUUUACUGGGUUCAGGUGUGGAGGCAGUAAAUACCAUUUUAAGCAGGUUUAAGCACAGUUUACGUAGGCUUAAACAAAUAGCAAUAAGCAAUACUAAGCCCAACAAGAUGUCUUAAACAGCAUCUAUAUCCAAACCUUUGUCUGGUACAGCUUGACUGUCAGCAAAACUGUCAUUUUGUGAACAGUUAUUGUUAGCAAACUACUCCAUCUACUUUUGACAUUUCCAUUGAAACAGUGACUGAAGUGUUGGUAUAUGUGUAUCAUUGAAAUCUUUAACUUCCCUCUCCUCUUUUACUCCCUUUAGAUCAGCAAUUCCUGGUUUUCUUUUUUAAGCAUUUGAAAGUCAAUCGAAGUGGCCGCUACGAACAGCACUUCCACUACGUUUCAUUUUGUGGACGUGAGAGGAACUUCCUACGUUGUGAUGAUCAGCCAGUUGUAUUUACUCAUUUGUUGUCUGAGACGGGGCACCUGUCAUAUUGUGGAGGUGGGAAUAAACUGAUUUUUCCUUUCCAA